AUGCCCGAAACCUCCAACGCCUUGAUAGACCAGUUGGUCUACAUCGAUAACUUCAUAAAUAAUACCGCUGAAGAUACUCCGAAUCUUGAUGUCGAUAGCCAGUUGCUGCUUGACCUCGCGGCUUUCGCUGACGACUCGUUUGUCUUUCCUGACGAGGAUAAGCCCAAAAACGAAGAUGAAGACCCUCACGAUGAAUUCCACCAGGAGCCUUCAAACUCUGCCUCCUUGGGAAAUAACGACUCGUGGUUUGGUCUGUUCAACAAGAAGGGCUCCAAAGACAAAGACGCAAAGGGCCUCAGUGUCAACGAACGCACCAAACUAGCCAAAAUGAAUCGCCUAAAUCACUACCAGCAAAGACACGUCGAUGCGCUGAAUACACCUACGCUUCCGAGCCAGGCUCACAAUAACGAGAAUGGAAUUCACUACAACGAGACUGGUAUUUCCGCAGCAUCGUUUGCCCCCAGCGAGCCUUCGAACGAGUCCAACAAUAUAUUCAAGGAUCCCCAGCCCGAUCUUUCAAACCUACCUAAGUUUCCCGUACCUUCCGGAGCCAAGAACUCUCUCCAACAGGCUGGACUCAGUCAGUAUCAAAUCGAGUUGCUUUCAGCGCUUAUAGCACAACACCAAGGCACUCUAGAUCAGCAACAUGCUGACCCUUAUCAAAACCAAGACCAGAACUCAAAGCAAGAUCAAAGCCGAAGCAAUCGUGACCCAAACUACGCAAACGUGUUUGCCAUCGCACCUACGCUAGCUUACCACUCUGCAGAUACUCCAGGAUCUGUAGGAUCAGCCUUCAGCUCUGGAAGCAGUUCGCACGCAAGCUCCGCUCUUGCAACACCAAGUAUUCUGAGUGCAAGUGACUUUGCCGCUGGUGAAGGCAGAAACUCUGUCUCCGGCGAAGGAAGACCCGUAGAUCGCUCGUCAGAACUUGACAAGCGAAAACGCAACACAGCAGCCAGUGCACGUUUUAGGAUUAAGAAGAAAAUGAAGGAGAAAGAGUUGGAAGCCAAGAUUCAGCAUUUGGACGAGCUUAUUCGUCAGUUCGAAAUUAAAGUGGGUGAGCUCCAAAUGGAGAAUAGACUUCUCAAGAAUCUUAUUAUCGAAAAAGGCAACCGCAAUUCAGACGAGGAGCUUCUAUUAUUGAAGGAGAGGGUCAAGUCGGAGAAACGCGAUUAG
Candidozyma auris is the source of this 1176-nucleotide messenger RNA. It is a transcript of the gene MET4, whose product is annotated as Met4p. Gene Ontology annotation, biological process: regulation of transcription by RNA polymerase II. The record is from RefSeq and is a predicted model, not a curated record. Bases 1 to 1176 code for a protein of 391 amino acids. Lineage: Eukaryota; Fungi; Ascomycota; Pichiomycetes; Serinales; Metschnikowiaceae. Gene Ontology annotation, cellular component: nucleus; Cbf1-Met4-Met28 complex. The transcript has a single exon. Gene Ontology annotation, molecular function: DNA-binding transcription activator activity, RNA polymerase II-specific; RNA polymerase II transcription regulatory region sequence-specific DNA binding.